Molecule: messenger RNA, 1941 nt
Organism: Carcharodon carcharias (great white shark)
Lineage: Eukaryota; Metazoa; Chordata; Chondrichthyes; Lamniformes; Lamnidae
Gene: fkbp9
Product: FKBP prolyl isomerase 9
Exons: 10
Coding region: 104-1804 (566 amino acids)
Molecular function (GO): peptidyl-prolyl cis-trans isomerase activity; calcium ion binding
Source: RefSeq, a predicted model, not a curated record
CCUGCAGUUGACGGUUGGGGGCUGAGUUCGGACAGCCUGAGCCGGAGCUGAGUGGACGGACGGACGGACGGACGGACGGACGGAGCGGAGAGGAGAGGUCGCGAUGUUUCUCGGGCUGCAAUGGCUGUGUGUCCCCGCUGUGAUGCUGGGUCUGGCGGGGGGAAACCCGCCGCCUGUGCCGCUGGACGAUGUGGCGGUCGAGAGCAAGUUCGUACCGAAGGAAUGUGUCCGGGCGGCCGAGCCCGGGGACUUCGUCCGGUAUCAUUUCGUGGGCACCUUCCCCGGGGGAGGCCGCUUCGACUCCAGCUAUGAUCGUGGCUCCACUUACAAUGUGUUUGUGGGUAAAGGUCGACUGAUUGCUGGCAUGGAUAAAGCUCUGAUUGGGAUGUGUGUGAAUGAAAGACGUUUUAUAAAAGUGCCACCUCACCUGGCCUAUGGCAAUGAAGGAAUGUCUGAUAUGAUCCCACCUGAUGCCACCUUGUUCUUUGAUGUAUUGAUGCUCGAUAUCUGGAACCCUGAAGAUAAAGUGAAAAUCGAUGUUCACUAUAAAACAGAGAACUGCAGCCGUACAGUGCAGGUGUCUGAUUUUGUCCGUUACCACUACAAUGGCACUCUCCUGGACGGCACCCUCUUUGACUCCAGUCACAAUCGGCAACAAACCUAUGAUACCUACAUUGGAAUUGGCUGGUUGAUCCCAGGCAUGGACGAGGGGCUGCUGGGUAUGUGCAUGGGAGAGAAGAGAACCAUCACUAUGCCGCCGUUCCUUGGCUAUGGAGACAGAGGAGAUGGGAAGGAUAUUCCCUCACAAGCUACUCUGGUCUUUCAUGUGACUUUGGUCGAUUUUCACAAUCCUAAAGACAGUGUUGCCAUUGAACGGGAAUUUGUUCCAGAUCCCUGUCCCAGGAAAACAAAAGUGGGAGAUUUUGUGAGAUAUCAUUAUAAUGGCACGCUUAUGGACGGCACUUUUUUUGACUCAAGCUAUUCCCGGAAUCACACAUACAACACAUAUGUAGGGAAGGGCUACGUUAUUGCAGGGAUGGAGGAAGGAUUACUGGGCGUGUGUGUUGGAGAGAAAAGAACAAUUAUAAUUCCACCUCAUCUGGGAUAUGGUGAAGAAGGGAUAAGUGAAACUAUCCCUGGCUCUGCUGUCCUAGUUUUUCAUAUUCAUGUGAUAGAUGUCCACAACCCAUCCGAUGAAAUUGAGAUCAAGACCUACCACAAACCCAGUAACUGCACCAUCCUGAGCAAGAAAGGAGACUACAUUAAGUAUCACUACAAUGCAACGCUGAUGGAUGGAACAAAGUUAGAUUCCACUCACAACUAUGGAAAAACGUACAAUAUCGUCCUGGGUUCAGGUCAAGUGGUCAUAGGGAUGGACAUGGGCCUCACUAAUAUGUGCGUUGAAGAGAAACGAACCAUCAUUAUUCCACCUCACUUGGGCUAUGGAGAGACGGGAGUUGUGGGAGAGGUACCGGGCAGCGCUGUGCUUAUUUUUGACGUUGAGAUGGUAGAACUUGUCGCAGGUCUCCCAGACGGUUAUAUGUUUGUUUGGACUUCUGAGGUAUCACCUGAUCUCUUCCACGAGAUUGACAAGGACGGAAACAAGGAAGUCAGUCCAGAGGAGUUUUCCAAAUACAUCCUGACCCAAGUGGAGAGUGGUCAGGGGAAACUGGCCCCCGGUUUUUCUCCAGAUAAGAUCAUAGAGAACAUGUUUUCCAAUCAGGAUCGGAAUGGAGAUGGCAAGAUAAGUGCUGAAGAGUUCAAGCUGAAGGAUGAGGAGAACACCCAUCAUGAUGAACUAUAAGACCAAGGUUGACAUCAAUGCCUCAAUUGAGCAGAAGAAUAAAAGUAAAGAGUUAACCUGUGGUUUGUUGGUUGGGAGGUGGGUUUUGUCCAUGUUUCUAUUCUACAGCUUAGGUAUAAAACAUAUUAGUGACAUUG